Molecule: messenger RNA, 1250 nt
Organism: Macadamia integrifolia
Lineage: Eukaryota; Viridiplantae; Streptophyta; Magnoliopsida; Proteales; Proteaceae
Product: gibberellin 2-beta-dioxygenase 8-like
Exons: 3
Coding region: 83-1072 (329 amino acids)
Molecular function (GO): dioxygenase activity
Source: RefSeq, a predicted model, not a curated record
UCGACAGUCCUUGCUUUGUCCUUGUUGACAUCCCAUCCCAUCAUCCCAUCCAAUCUCAUCUCCGGCGAAAAAAAGAGACAACAUGUCGCAACAAGACCUCUCAUCUUACCCUCCUCUCUUUGUCCAGCCAAGCGAGCCAGCUCGGACAGUCGAACCGGCCGAUUCAUUCCCACCGAUCUCCGACGAGUCGGAUCCACUCCCCUGCAUCGAUUUCCAGAAGCUGAACCCAGAGGAGAUUGAUAAGGCUUGCAAGGACUGGGGAAUGUUCCGAUUGGUCAACCAUGGAAUCCCAGUGGAGCUGACGGCCCAGCUUCAAGAGCAGUCGAAGAACCUCUUCUCUCUCCCUUUUGAAUCCAAGCAAGCUAGCCUCCAAAGCCCAAUGUCCUACUUUUGGGGUACUCCUGCCCUUACUCCCAAUGGAGUGGCCAUCACAAAAGGCUUCCAGAAGGUGAAUAGGGUGGAGGGGAUCUUUAUGAUUCUGAACCAACUACCUCAAAUGCUAGGGGAUGAUCCUAUGUUGAACUCUUUCAGGAGUUUAAUGGAGGAAUAUGGGAAGCAUAUGGGUCGACUAGGUCGGUGCAUAUUCGAAGCUCUGAGGAAGAACGUGGGCAUGGAUCCAGCAUUAUCUCAACAAUAUCUAUCCGAAUCCACUGGGAUGUUUCGCGUUUACCGCUAUCUUCGGUGCUCCGAACCCAACAAAACAGAAGGGUUGGGUUCCCACACCGAUAGCACUGUCCUCUCUAUUUUGAACCAGGAUGAAGUGGGAGGCUUGCAGAUCUGCAAAGACGACAGAUGGAUAGAAAUAAGGCCAAUCACCAACACCCUCGUCGUUAACCUUGGUGAUAUGUUUCAGGCGAUGAGCAACGAUGAAUAUAAGAGUGCGAAACAUAGAGUGAUGAACAAAGGAGAGGAGAGGAUCUCAAUUUGCUAUUUUGUGUUCCCUGAAGACGAUGGUGUAAUUCAGAGCACAAAAUACAAGCCUUUCACUUACAAGGACUUCCGAGCAAAGGUCCAAGAAGAUUUGAAGACCAUCGGUUUCAAGGUAGGGCUCCAACGAUUCAGGGCUUCAUAGAGAGACCUUCAAUUUAUGUUUUUGUUAGCACAACAUCCCUCAAUAAACUAGGAUCACUGUUCCUUAAUCAGAAAAAUCAAUGCACCAACUAUACAAGAAAUGUUGAAGAUUAAAGUGAUAAUCUAUUGAGAUGAUGUUGGCUACCAUUUAUAUUAGUAAUUAAUGCUUAUGAUACCAA